Frankliniella occidentalis (western flower thrips) is the source of this 1675-nucleotide messenger RNA. RefSeq names its product coiled-coil domain-containing protein 103. The record is from RefSeq and is a predicted model, not a curated record. The transcript is spliced from 5 exons. Lineage: Eukaryota; Metazoa; Arthropoda; Insecta; Thysanoptera; Thripidae. Gene Ontology annotation, cellular component: outer dynein arm. Gene Ontology annotation, biological process: determination of left/right symmetry; inner dynein arm assembly; epithelial cilium movement involved in extracellular fluid movement. Bases 189 to 947 code for a protein of 252 amino acids.
UGCUCAAACUGUUAUUGACCCUUUCAUCUGUCAUGGCGACUCGGACGUAAACAAAACCCUAAACUUCUGUCAUCUGCCUACCCUUUUUUUGAGAUUUGUUAAUAUAUUGAUACUUUUAAUCGAUUGAAGCCUUUCAUUAUCCGUAAUGAUCGCAUGAGAUACCAUAACCAUUGUGUAGAGUCCAAGGCAUGGCUGUGGCUGACAAAAAGGAUAUUGAUUUUACUGAGCUAGAAAGAGAAUUAGAGGCUGCUAUUGACCAAGAUACGAGAUACUGGCUUCAAAAUGAUGCAAAGAUACGUGCUGUAAACCAGCGUGUUGCUACUUAUGAUGAGUUCAGAGAUAUUGUGAAAGCUGCUCAUUUAAAACCCCUGAAGAAGAAAGAUAUAUCGGGCUCUGGCAGUAACGAUUCUAGCUCUUCUCGAGGAAGCUUUGUGUGGAACUCGAUCGCUAGUGGCAAAAAAAAGCCAGCUGCUGAGCGUCAAGAAAAGCACGACAUGGAGAAUGAUGUCUAUCCUAGAUCUGCUUCAAACCAGGUGGACUUACAAAGAGCACUAUCAUCGACUUCAGAAUUUAUGCAGAUGUGGAGAAGCCUUGAUGGAAGUGAAAGGCGAUAUGCAGCUCUCCAGCGUGUAGGUACAGGAGCUCUAGGGCGACUUUUUUCCACAACUGAGAUUCCUGUUGGCCUCCUUGGUGAAAUAUUAGAAGCCGCACUUCAUUUUCGGGCAUCUACCCAUGAAAUUUGUUUUGUUGUUAAAAUGCUGGAGACUCUUACUAAAGCCAAAAGAUUUUGCCUCACACUGGAGUUCCUGAGUUCUGGUGAAAAGGCCACCUGUAAACAGCUGCUCAGUAAGUUGAACAAUAGUCUACAGGGCCAACAACAAGACUUAGCUGAGAGAGGUGUGACUGAAUGGACAUUACGGCAGCUUCACAACGCAUAUAGGGUGUAAAAGUAAUUUUGCAAAAAAAUGUCAUCUUGGUUUUAUUAUUAGACAAUUAUCAUGGAGAAGUGUUUAACUUCACUUUUGUUGUAAAUGAUGUACUUAAACAAAUUUAUAUAACUUACGCACCUAGUCUUUUCUCUGAUCCUGCAAAAUUUAUUGCUGGCAGAGCCAUUUAGUCAUAAACUUUCCAGUCUAUCACUACUCAUCAACUGUAGUGAAAUUUUUGAACUUGAACUUAUUACAUAGGUUUCUCUAUACUGUAGUGGACAAAUAUGCUCUUCAAAUCUUUUAAGGUUCUGUAUUUUUUCCUUGUUGGUAUAUUUCAAUCUGACUUCAGACAGUUUCAGAUUUUUUUAAAAAUUCUUGGUCUCUUUCCAGUAACUUAUAUUUCUUUGAAAUAAAUCAGAUCUCAUCAAUUAAUAUUUAAAUUACAAUCCCCCUUUUUUUCACCAUUUCAAUAUCAUUAAUUUAAAAAGUUUUCAAAUGGGUUGUGUGCUGUUUUUUUUUAAUGAUCUCUAUUAAAAUGAAGCUUAGAAUGAAGGCAUGAUAAGGGAAUACUUCUUCCAAUCUUGCAGCUCAAUUUUAAAAUCAUCAGGAAUCUUCCCCUCUAUUGCAUGUACUUUCUGUGUUUUAUUUAUUUCAAAAACCACCUUGUGAAUGAUCUGUGUUCCAUCUUAACAAGUGAUAUGUUAAUUAUUGUUCAUAUUGUACAAUAAAAGUUAUUAGUUACACGA